AUGACCAAUGAAACCAAUCCCAACAUGACCAACGAAUCAAACAACCAAAACAAUCAAACCACACCAAAUCCAAACCAACCUAUACCAAGAUCAUCAACAUCUUCUUUAAUCGAAUUAAUUUUAUCUAAAGAAAAUUCAAUAGAUAUAAAUUAUUUAGAAACACUUAAAAAAAUUAAACCAGAGGUUUUGAUUUGUUUAUCUGAAGAUAGUCCAGAAGGAGAAGUAGAUGUUUUAGAUGAGGUUUUGGACGCUGAGAUUCAUGGGUUUGGGUAUUUUGUAAUACUGUCUAUGAGACUUGUUUUUGGUAAAUUUAAAUCUUUAGAAAAACCGAUUUAUUGGUUAAUUAAAAAGAAUGAAGAUCAAGAGGUUUUGAGUGCUUUACAUUCUUUGUUUAUGAAGGUUUGUUUGUUUUGUGGUGAGUGGAGGAGAGCUAUUGAGGUUUCUGGUGUUGAUUUGGUUAAGGUUAAUCGUAAGAAUCAUCCAAUUGAUUAUCAAGAUCAUUUGAUUUAUCAUUAUUUUGCUGGGAUUAUUCAAGCUUUAAAUCGAAAUUAUAAACGUUCGAUUCAAUUACUUACAAUCACGGUUUCAGCACCAGGUUCAUUUAUUUCUCAAAUCCAAAUCGAAGCUUACAAAAAAUUAAUUUUAAUCAGUUUAUUAUCCGAAGCUAAAUCACCUGAAUUACCUAAAUAUUUGAAUUCUCAAUUUAAGUCUUAUUUUUCAAAAAUCGGAAAACUUUAUUUCGAAUUUGUUCAUCUUUUUUUACAGUCUAUUCAUUCUUCUAUUAACAAUAGUACAACUGGUGGUUUUGAAGAUGAGAAAUUGUUGGGGUUUGUGGAAAAGAAUCUUAAUGUUUUUUUACAGGAUCGGAAUUAUGGAUUGGUUAAACUUUGUAUUGAAGUUUUACCACGUAAGAAAAUCUUAAAUUUAAUUCCGAUUUAUAAAUCGAUUCCGAUCAAAACGAUCAGUAAGAUCUUAAACCAAACUUCUGAAGAAUUCAAAACGAUUGAAUUAAUUCAAUCUAUGAUUACGAAUCGAGAAAUUCAUGCUAGAAUCAUCCCAACUGAAACUGAAAAUCAAGAAGAAGGAAUCUUAGAAUUCAUAAAUGAUUCUGAAAAGAGUUUAAUGAAUUUGAAUUUAAUCAUUCAAAGGAUUAAAAGAUUUGAAAGUCAGAUGAAAGAAAUCGAAUUUAGUAUUGAAAGGAAUCCAGAUUAUUUAAAGAAAACUUUAAAAGAAUUAAAAGAGAUGGAAAAACCGAUUGGAUCUGGAGUAGGUGUAGGAGUAGGUGGGAAUUUAGAUACUCAUUCUGGAUCGGCUCAACAACAGUUUCUUCAUCAACAACAAAUUCAAUAUUCGAUGCAAAUGGUACCAGUUGGAGAAGAAGAUUUAGGUGUGAGUAUAGGUAUGGAAAAUGGAUGGGAUGAACAAGAUGAUUUUAAAUGA
This is a messenger RNA of Melampsora larici-populina 98AG31, 1440 nucleotides long. RefSeq lists its product as uncharacterized. The record is from RefSeq and is a predicted model, not a curated record. Bases 1 to 1440 code for a protein of 479 amino acids. The transcript has 7 exons. Gene Ontology annotation, biological process: ubiquitin-dependent protein catabolic process. NCBI's taxonomy places the organism in Eukaryota, Fungi, Basidiomycota, Pucciniomycetes, Pucciniales, Melampsoraceae. Gene Ontology annotation, cellular component: COP9 signalosome.